UCAGUGCAGUUCGGUGUGUGCCUCUGCUGGUUGUUCUUUCCCAAGCCUCUGGAUUUUCUAUUCCAGAAAACUAAUUACCCCCAAAAACUCAGUGAUUACCCCCUUCCCAUCCGCAGACCCUUCUCCCACUGACUCCAAAGAAUAGUUCGCGAAAAGUGAUUAAUAAUUCGGAAAAAUGUAGAGUGAAAACCUGAUUUUCCCAACGGAUUUUCGUCGCCAUGACCGGGAAAUUGGCAUUUUCCUCAGUUGAGCUGACAAAUUGGAUUAAUCUAGUCCAUAACAAACAAUAAUUAAUUCCUAAUCGAUUAAACAUUACGACUAAUAAAUAUUCAAUUAAAAUAACCUCAAAGGCUUCGAUUCGACCAAAAAACAGAAGGAAAAAAUUUAAGUGUUUUGAGAUUAUUGAGGUGUUUGGAAGUGUUAAAAAUGUACAAUUAAUUUAUUCAAACUUCUGAAUGAAGUAAUUAUUCAGUGAAAUUGACCGUGCGAUCCUUUAUUUCGUAAAUAAAAAGUAUCAAAAUGUCGGAUAACAUCAAGGUCGCAAUAAAAGUUCGUCCUUUGAUAAAGAGGGAGAAGAAGGACAAUCUGCCUGUGCAAUGGGCUAUUGACAACAACAAGAUCGCCCAGUUCGACGUUGAAACGAAGAAGAGAGGCGAGACUGAAUACACAUUUGAUUACAUUUUCGAUCAGAACUCCACCAAUGAAGAUGUCUUCAAAGCGACAGUUCAGCCUGUGGUGGAAGCAGCGAUGCGAGGGUUCAAUGGAACCAUUUUCGCCUACGGUCAGACCUCCUCCGGCAAGACCUACACGAUGAUGGGCACGAAGGAAGAGCCCGGGGUGAUUCCCCUGGCAGUGAAUGCGAUAUUCGACUGCAUUAUGAAAGACGAGACCCGAGAAUUUGUGCUGAGUGUCUCGUACAUUGAACUGUACAAUGAGAAGGUGAACGACCUCCUGGACACGAAGAAUCAGGACCUGAAGCUGCGCGAGGACAACGGCGAGGUAAGAAUGGACUGCAAGGAGGAGGUGGCGCACUCGGUCGAGGACAUCCUCAGGGCGAUGAAGAGAGGAGAGAAGAAUCGUAGUAUAGGCGAGACUAACAUGAACGAAAAAAGCUCGAGGAGCCAUACGAUCUUCAGGAUCACCAUCGGAAGUGUCCUCCGAAGUGAUCCCGAUGGAGAUGCCACCGUGGCUCAGUUGAAUCUGAUUGACCUGGCUGGAUCUGAACGAGCCAAGGAGACUGGAGCCACUGGAGACAGAUUCAAAGAGGGAAAGCACAUAAACCUGUCGCUCUCAACCCUGGGGCUCGUCAUCAAUCAGCUGAGUGAGAGUCAGGUCAAGGGCAAGGGGCAGAAGGUGGUGGGUCACAUCAGCUACAGAGACUCAAAGCUGACGAGAAUUCUGCAGUCCAGUCUGGGUGGCAACUCCCUGACUACUAUCAUCUGUGCUGUGACACCUGCGGCUGGGGACGAGACCUCUUGCACUCUGGCAUUUGCUCAGAGGGCGAAGGGCAUUAAGAACAAGCCCAAGGUCAACGAGACUGGCAGUGACGAGGCACUCGUGAAGAAAUUCAGAAAGCAAAUUCACAAGCUCGAGGAGAAUCUCAAGAAUAUGUCGAAGCAGUUGAGGGAGAAGGAGGAGAAACUCCAGGAUAUUGAGGUGCUCAAGGGGCGAAUUGAACUCCUCAAGACCAAAAUCCUCUCUGGGGAGGGGCCCAGGAGUGAGGGGAGGAAGUCCAAGAGUCAGUUCACCAGGCGGAGGACCUGGGGGGGCUCUGGGACCUCUCCGGCUGAUUCUCCAAUUAGUUUCCAAUUGCCAACUAUUCCGGAGAGUGAUUCACACUCUGAAGACCCUGAGGAGAAAAAACAGUACAUCAAGAGGAGGCAGAGUGUCUUCAGGAAUGUCAAGAUGGUGGCUGAUGAUGAGUCUUUCUCGACGAACUGGGAGGAUUUCGAGCUGCAGCUCAUCAAGGACGAGGAGGAGAAGAUGGCUCGGUGGUCCUGUGAGAGCACUGAUUUAAUUCAGGAUCCUCGGGAAAUCGACGUUCGUCGAGUGAGGUUCAUGGAGGAGCCAGAGUCAGUUCAUCCUGUCAACUCUGCCAAUGCUGAAUGCCCAACGACACCAGAGAAGAGUAAAUGUCCUGACAGUUCAUCACCAGAAACUCCUAAGACACAUCUUCGCCAUCAGAUAACAAAUCUCUGCGUCGAGUACAAUCAAUUGCGAUCCUACACGACUCUGGAGAAGCAGCUGCGCCAGGAGGAGCCGACCCCCCAGGAACCGAUGCUGGAAUUCAUCCAGAAAUCCCUUCUGGACAGUGAGCAGGUCUGCAGAGACAUAAAUAAGAAGUACUCAGAGUUGAAGAGUGAACACUCAAUUCUGAAGAGCGAGCACCAGGAGUCCUUAGCCCAGUGUGAGACCCUUCGAAAAACCAUCGAAUCCCUGACAUCAGCGAACGAGCAGCUGCCAACCCUAGAGUCUGAGAGGAAUUUCUUCAAGGCCAAGUUCACUGAGACGACGAAUAAAUUGAAAAUUCUGGAGGAUGAGACAUCCUCCCACGCGUAUGCCAUGGAACUCUUGAUUAAUAAACAUAAACUCAGGGAAAAAGAGCUGGAGAAGUCCCUGGAUUCCGCCUGGGAGGAGCUGAAAGCAGUAAAAGAUGGACAAAGUCAAUCAAUUGACAAUAAAAAUGACAAUAAUGACUCCCUAAAAAUUUUAAUCAAUGAUUUGACGAAUAAAUUGGCUUCAGCAGACGAGAAAAUCGAGGGAAUUACUAACGAAAACAAGGAAUUGAAGGAGAGACAAAACAUGUUGAUCUUAAGAGCCGAGGAAGAUGUAAAAAAUUACAAAGAAAUUGUCGAUGACUUAAAUGAAAAGAUCGAGAACUUGGAAAUGACUGUAAAAACCAAAGACAAUGAGAUUUCCGAUCUUCAGAAAUCAAUUUCUGCUUUAACUGAAACUCAUGAGAAAAUGUUGCUGGAGAAGUCUGGAGAACUGUCAGCAGUAACUGAGACCCUGGAAAAAGAAAUUAAACAUCUUCAGACUGAAAACGAAGCCCUCAAGCUGGAGUUGACCCAGAAGAGUCGAAAAGUCUCAUCCCCUGGAGCUCCAGAAAAUCCUCUGGAGUCUUCUCCAGCCGCAAAGACCAGAAUUCCACCCCUGGAGAGCUCAAAAUUACCGUCAGAACUGGAGGAAACAAAGCUCAAGCCUCAGGGGAAUGUCACAACCACUGAGAAGACACUACUGGAGGACAGCAUCAUUUCUAACACCAGCUUUUUCAACUCUUUCGCCCUUGAGAAGUCACUCGCCCCCACCGACUCAGUAUUCACCAACGAGACAAUGUCCGUCACUGCAAACACCACGAUAUCCACUAGUCUAAUUGACCCAGAGCAGAGUCUCCUUCAGGAGUCUCUGCUCCAAAGCCUGACAUCCAAAAGCCCAGAGCAAUUGGUAUCAGUGAUCAAUACCCUGGACAAGGAGAACAGACGACUGAUGAAAGAGUUUCAGCAGAAGGCACUGGAGAGUGAAGAGAUAAAAAAUUACAUUUCAACCUUCAAAGCUGACGUGGAAAAGCUUCGAGAAACUGUCAUAAUCCUGACGAACGAGAAUGCUGAACUUACGAUGAAACUGGAGCACGAGAAGGAUCACUCUGAUGAGAUAAAAAGAUCCUUUGAGAAGCAGAUGACAAAUGUCCUGGAGGAGAAGAGAAACCUGGAGACAUUGAACAAAAGUAUGAACAACUCUGGAAUCAAUCUCAUGAAUUUCAGUGUCUCCCCUGGGGACGAUCUCCAGGUAAAAAUCGAUUCGUUGAUAGCUGAGAACACCCAGUUGUCCUCUGAUUUCAUGGAGAAAUUGGAGGAACUGGAGGAAAUCAAGAGAAAUCUCGAAGCACAGAAGAAGAGGUGCGAGACAUUUGAGAAGGAGAAUGAAGAUCUUUCGAACAAUCUUAUGGAGAAGAUCGAGGAGUACGAGGGAAUCAUCAAGGGCCUCAAGGACGAAUUGUUAGUGAAGAGUGAUCACUGCAAGAAGUGCGGUCAUCUGGCUGAGUUGAUUCAAACACGUAGAGCUUUGAAGCAGGAAGUUAAAUCAGCAGAUAAAAAACUUGAGGAUUUGAAGGAGGAUUUUGAGAGGAAAUCAGCGAGUAUUGAGAAGCUGCAGGAGAAGGCGAAGGAGAACGUGAAUAUUUCUGGUCUUCUGGACGAUACCAUGUUCAAUGGAAGUAUUCUGGAGGCUCCAGAGGGUGUUGAUACUGUGUCGUAUGUAGAGGAGAAGGUGCAGAAGUUGCACAGUGAGUUGGAGGGCUUGAGGACUAAUUACGAUAGUUUGACGAUUCUCUACAAUCAGAAGUGCCAGGAGAUCGAGACACUGAGUGAUAAGAAGAUCGAUAAGGUCAGGGAGGAGGUGCAAAGACAUAGGGAUGAUCUCCAGAAAUUUAAGAAGUGCAUUAAUAAUGUGAGUAAUGCUCUAGAGAAGUUCAAGGAUGAGAAGUCGUUGGUUGAGGGCGAGAUGGAAGCUCUGAGGGAGGAGAAUAAACGUUUGAUGGAGAGGGUGAGAGAGGAGGAGAGAAUUGCCCUGGAGUCAAGGGCUGCUGGAGAAGCCAUGGAGACACUGCAGGGGACUGUCGAUACUUUGACUAAAGAUUUGAGGAAUUCUAGGGAUGAAAAUGGUCGUCUUGUUGAUGAAAUUUCAUCGCUGAAGUCACAGAUGACUGUUCGAGAUGUUUCUCCAGGACUCCAGGAACUGGAGGAGGUGAAGGAGUUUUUGAAGGGAGAGAUGUCGCAGCAGUUUGAGGAAUCCUCGAAGAUAAUUGAUUUAGUUAGGGUCUUGAUAUCGAUAAAAAAUGAUGAGAUAAUUCUCCAGGUUUCCAAAAAUUUUGCAGAAGAACUGGAGACCCUCCAGGAGUCUGUGAAAGCCUUGACUGAAGAUUUACAAAAUUCUAAGCAACAAAAUAGUCGUCUCAUCGAGGAGAUAUCUUCAUUAAAAUCACAGACAAAUGAUCAAGAUAUUUCUCCCGGACUCCAGGAACUGGAGGAGGCAAAAUCAUACUUGAUGCGAGAAAUGUCCCAGGAUUUCGAGGAAUCUGUAAAGAUGAUGGAUCUCAUAAAACUCUUCGUCUCCACAAAAACUCAUGAGGAAAAACUUCUCCAGGAUUCUAAAAGCUCUGGAAAAGAACUGGAGACUCUCCAGAAAUCUGUGAAAGCCUUGACUGACGAUUUACAACAUUCCAAGAAAGAAAAUAGUCGUCUCAUCGAGGAGAUUCCUUCAUUAAAAUCACAGACGAAUGAUCAAGAUAUUUCUCCAGGACUCCAGGAACUGGAAGAGGCAAAAUCCUACUUGAGGAGAGAGAUGUUCCAGGAUUUCGAGGAAUCUGCAAAGAUGAUGGAUCUCAUAAAACUCUUCGUCUCCACAAAAACUCAUGAGGAAAAACUUCUCCAGGAUUCCAAAAGCUCUGGAGAAGAACUGGAGACCCUCCAGAAAUCUGUGAAAGCCUUGACUGAAGAUCUACAACGUUCCAAAGAAGAAAAUAGUCGUCUCAUCGAGGAAAUUUCUUCAUUAAAAUCACGGACGAAUGAUCACGAUAUUUCUCCAGGACUCCAGGAACUGCAGGAGGCAAAAUACUACUUAAUGCGAGAGCUGUCCCAGGAUGUCGACGAAUCUGCAAAGAUGAUAGAUCUUAUAAAACUCUUCAUCUCCACGAAAACUCAUGAGGAAAAAAUUCUCCAGGAUUCCAACAGCUCUGGAGAACAACUGGAGAAUCUCCAGAAGUCUGUGAAAGCCUUGACUGAAGAUUUACAACAUUCCCAGAAAGAAAAUAGUCGUCUCAUCGAGGAAAUUUCUUCAUUAAAAUCGCAGACAAAUGAUCACGAUAUUUCUCCAGGACUCCAGGAACUGGAGGAGGCAAAAUCCUACUUGAUGCGAGAGCUGUCCCAGGAUGUCGAGGAAUCUGCAAAGAUGAUGGAUCUCAUAAAACUCUUCAUCUCCAGGAAAACUCAUGAGGAAAAAAUUCUUCAGGAUUCCAAAAGCUCUGGAGAAGAACUGGAGAAUCUCCAGAAGUCUGUGAAAGCCUUGACUGCAGAUCUACAAAAUUUCAAAGAAGAAAAUAAUCGUCUCAUGGAGGAGAUUUCUUCAGUAAAAUCACAGACAAAUGAUCAAGAUAUUUCUCCAGGAAUCCAGGAACUGGAGGAGGCAAAAUCCUACUUGAAAAAAGAGAUAUGCUCCCUCCAGUCGUCCCAAAAGUUCGACGAAUCCCCGCUGAUAGCCGAUCUGAUAAAACUCUUCAUCUCUACAAUAAUGGCAAAAGAGAGUGAAAUUAUCCAGAAAAUCCAGUCCUCCCACAAGAGGGAGAAACUCAAGCUGGAGGAGGAGAAGAAACAGCUGGUGGACGCGGAAAAAAGGUCGAUAUUGUGGGCGAAGGAGCUGGAGAGUGACGUAGAGAGACUUCAGCAAGAUUUUUCAACCCAAGAGUCGAAGAAAUCGUCCCUGGAGGAGGAAAUAUCACGUCUCAAGAACCUCUUGAAGGAGCUGCAGCACGAGAAGAACCUGCUGGACGAGAAGGUGAGGGUCAUGGAGACGGAUUACGUGACCCUCCAGUCGGAUCUGGAGAAGUACUCCAAACGGUCAUUCUCGGAGGAGUCUAAGUCGUUGAGUUUGGAAGAACAUGACAAGAUUCUCCAUGAGCUACUGAUGAACAAGGAUAUCGAACACUCGUCGAAGGUUCAUCAGCUGGAGCAGGGGCACAGGAUGAAGGUCGAGGAGUUGGAGAACUCUCUGGAGUGUCUCAAAACGAAGAACAUGGAGUUGAGGAGGAAUAUAGAGGGGCUGGAGGCCAACAAGGAGAAUUACCAAGCCAUCAUCGAUCUCAAGGCCAUUGAACUGGAGAAAUCAGUGGGCACCAUUGAUCGACUGGAGAAAGAGUUGGAGGAGGCGACAGCAGCCUGUGAUAACCUCAGGGGAAUAAACGAUGAACAUCUGGCUAAGGUCGAGGAGGUCACGCAACUCCUGAAGGUCAAGUGUGAUAAACUCUCGGAGAUGAAGAAUCAGAUUCAGGGAAUGACUCCAGAGUACGAGAGACUUAAGGACGAGUCACUGGAGAAUCAGUCGAGACUGGAGAAGUACAAGACUGAAAUUGAGUUCUUGAGGGGGGAGAACAUAAAACAGAGGGCCAUGUUGGGGGAGGUGCAGGAUGCCUUGAAGACUCAGGAGAUUAAAUCUGUGGGUCUUGAGAAACAACUUGCUGAGAGCAGGAAUCUUAAUGAGGUGGUCCAGGGGAAGUUGAGGGAUAUGGGGGAGAGGAUCGAGGGACUGAGAACGGAGAAUGAGACACUUGUCAGGAAGAUCAGGAACAGUACGAGCAAACUCACUGCUGAGAGGGAUCUCGAGGAUCUCAGGGAUGAAAAUGCUGGGUUGAAGAAGAGUCUCGAAGGUGCCAGCAACAGAAUUCUUGAGCUUCAGACCCAAAAAUCCCAACUCCUCUCCGAGAUAACGGACCUGAAAUCUGUUCUUGAUACCCAAAAAUCCCAACUGCAAGUCCUUCAAUCUGAGAACAAAAAAUUGGGGAAAGAGAACAAGGAGUUGGACGACGAGAUGGAACUCAUGCUGCAGAGAAUCCGAGAGCUGGAGGAUGACAAUGUCAAGAUGGAGAGAAAAUACUGGGACCUCAAGGAGGAAACAGCCUCCCAGGCCCCACCCCAAGGCCCAGAGUACAAUAUUCUGAAAGAAAAAUAUGAUAAAUUGUCGAAGGACUUUGAGUGUCAGUCGAUGACGUGCGAUUUAUUAACGAAAGAGAAUGCUGAAUUGAAGGUUAAAGUGAAUUCUGAAGGGCUGAGUCACUCCAGGAGCAACAGCUCGUCGAGGUCAGCUAGUCCCACUCCGGGUGUAUCAAUGAGGAGAAAGAGACGAAGUGAUCUUUUCAAUCAGAAUCGACCGCAGGAACUCGCCCAGGAGUUCGUCGUGACUGAGGAGAGAGAGUGCAAUUGUGAGAGCUUCAGGAAGACUAUUCUUAAUCUGGAGCACGAGCUGGUCCUCAAGAAGGGGAAGAUAACAGCUCUCGAGAUGAAGAUCGAGGGACUGUGCAUCCCCUACAAGAAGAGGUGCCAGGAUUAUCAGGAGACGCUGGGCCUAGCUAAGCAGAAUAUUCAGCAGUUGCAGAAGGAGGUCAACAGACUCAGGGAGGAGCAGGGCAAAGCCAGCAACUGCGAGAAGUGCAAGUUCUGGAGGAACAACAGGAGGGAUGCGGAGACGCAGUGCAUUCCAGAGGUCAUGACCGGGUUCAUGGCACCCAAGUCUGGAAUUAUCCAGGACCAGGUGAUGAUUAAUAAGAAAAUUGAGAAAUUAGAAAAGGAGAAAGGAAUUCUGAAGGGCCUGUGCAUUUCUCGUCGUUCAGAGAUCCACGUGUUGGAGAAAAAAGUGAAGGAGCUGGAGCUUCAGUUGCAGUCCUGUGAGACUAGGUCUGGUGAUUCCCUUCAAUCUAAUGGCAAUAUCAGUGAAGAAUCGAAAGAGAACGUGCCUUCAAACAUCAUGGACAUCAUGGGACAGUCUAAGUCUUCUUCAUCCCGUUCGUACAGACUAAACCAGUGAUUGAUAAAUUACGUUUUGCAAGAGUAUUUAAUAAGUCAAUUGGAUGAGUUAUAUAUUAAUUUAAUCAAGUGACCUUAGUAUUAUGUUAUGUGUAUUUGUGGAGUAUGUCAGUGUUCACUAUGCAGAAAGUAUUUUUAUUGAGAAUCACGAAGGAUGAAAUAUAAUUUCUAUUAUCUUUUGCAAUGAAAA
Molecule: messenger RNA, 8760 nt
Organism: Diachasma alloeum
Lineage: Eukaryota; Metazoa; Arthropoda; Insecta; Hymenoptera; Braconidae
Product: kinesin-related protein 4
Exons: 4
Coding region: 520-8571 (2683 amino acids)
Biological process (GO): mitotic cell cycle; microtubule-based movement
Cellular component (GO): microtubule
Molecular function (GO): ATP binding; microtubule binding; plus-end-directed microtubule motor activity
Source: RefSeq, a predicted model, not a curated record